Messenger RNA from Pungitius pungitius (ninespine stickleback), 3007 nucleotides. It is a transcript of the gene trabd2a, whose product is annotated as TraB domain containing 2A. The coding region runs from base 193 to 1752 and encodes 519 amino acids. Gene Ontology annotation, molecular function: metalloendopeptidase activity. The record is from RefSeq and is a predicted model, not a curated record. NCBI's taxonomy places the organism in Eukaryota, Metazoa, Chordata, Actinopteri, Perciformes, Gasterosteidae. Gene Ontology annotation, cellular component: membrane. The transcript is spliced from 7 exons. Gene Ontology annotation, biological process: negative regulation of Wnt signaling pathway.
ACACACGUGAAACAGCAGCAGCGCGUGCAUGCCCGGGGCUCGGGACAGCAUGCCUCUGUCCGGCGUUUGGUCGGAUACUCGUCGGUCCACGUUACGCGGGCGCACGCAGCUGUGGAAGUAGGUGACGCCGCUUCAUCGUUCCGCGCCGCCCGGGGAAAAGCUUGCGAAGCGCACACUUUGGAGGGAGCUACGAUGCGGGGCACUUUGUGCGCAUUCAUUCAGUCCUGCGUGAUACUGCUGGUCCGCGCUGACCAGUGGAGGCUGAAGGACUCCGACAACUGCGAGCUCAACAAGAAACAAACUGACCUGAACUCCUUCCUGUGGACAAUCAAUCGCGACCCGCCCUCAUAUUUCUACGGUACAAUCCACGUUCCCUACACACGCGUUUGGGACUUCAUUCCCGAGAACUCCAAGCAGGCCUUCCAGGAGAGCAACAUCGUUUACUUUGAGCUGGACCUGACGGACCCGUACACCAUCUCCGCACUGACCAGCUGCCAGCUGCUCCCUCGGGGCGAGAACCUGCAGGAUGUCCUGCCCAGAGACAUCUACCGGAGACUCAAGAGACACCUUGAGUAUGUAAAACUCAUGAUGCCCUCGUGGAUGACCCCGGAUCAGAGAGGGAAGGGGCUCUACGCCGAUUACCUCUUCAACGCCAUCGCCGGCAACUGGGAGAGGAAGCGGCCCGUUUGGGUGAUGCUGAUGGUGAAUUCCUUAACCGAGGCAGACAUUAAGACACGCGGGGUGCCGGUGCUGGACCUGUACCUGGCCCAGGAGGCGGAGAGGAUGAGAAAGAGGACGGGGGCUGUCGAGAAGGUGGAGGAGCAGUGCCAUCCACUCAACGGGCUCAACUUCUCCCAGGUGAUCUUUGCCCUGAACCAGACGUUGUUACAGCAGGAGUCUUUAAGGGCAGGAAGCCUGCAGGUCCCGUACACCACCGAGGACCUCAUCAGGCACUACAACUGUGGAGAUCUCAACUCCAUCAUCUUCAAUCAUGACACCUCACAGGUCCCUAACUUCAACAAUGUGACGCUGCCACCCAGCGAGCAGGUGACCGCCCAGGAAAUAGACAGCUACUUUCGACAGGAACUCAUCUACAAGAGGAAUGAGCGGAUGGGGAAGAGGGUCAAGACGCUGCUAGAGGAAAACCCCGACAAGAGCUUCUUUUUCGCAUUCGGUGCAGGUCACUUUCUGGGAAACAACACAGUCCUUGAAGUACUUCGUCGCCAGGGAUACAAUGUGGAGCACACCCCUGCUGGGAAGCCCGUAAACAGGAGAUUAUCAUCCAGGCCUGACUCAUCAGAUUCAGAGGACCACCAUGAGCCCCCUCUUCUAGAACCUUUCUUCCACGAGCUCCCCUACAAAGAGGACGAUCAGGGGCGUCCCCUGGAGGAUGAUCUGCUACCUCACAUGCGCCAGCCCCUGGACAGCCUGGAGCUGCUGGAGAAAGAAGAGAGAAAAAUGCUGAAGAAAAAGAGGAGGAACAAGCAGAAGAAACAGCGGCACCGGCAUUUUAACGACCUUUGGGUUCGCAUCGAGGAAAGCAGUAUGGUCCAGUCUCCACCUCCCCCGCUGGUUCGCAUCCUCAAUGGUUACAUCACAGUGCAGCCACCGGACAGAGUCCACAGCCACCACCACCACCACCACCACCACAUGUCUUCAGCGUGGACCACCUCCUCGUCCCCACCACCUUUACUGGUCUUCCUCUGCGCGCUGCUCGCAGUGAUCCCACAGGCAUGGACAGUGUUUCUGUAGGAGAGCAUCCGUUGGGACUGCAUGAAAGCAGCCAGCCCUCCACGAGAAAGAACCCUCACGUACAGAGCUUGAUCAGGUCGUGCGUCACACGGCCUGGAGGAAGCAGCAGUGUGGCGAGUCUCGGCAUGGAGAAAGGAUGUGAUAUCAGCUUCCCUUGUAUGGUAACAAUACACUCCCUGGAUCUUGGCUUAGAUAAGGUUUGCGUUGAAUGGUAAGUCAUGUCAAUAGAACCUCUUGAGACCUUCAUUGGCAUGAAAGUUCACGUAACGUUGGGACUCUUGAAACGUAAAUGUUCUGUGGGGUUUCAGUUGUUUCACACACACACACACACACACACACACACAUGUACACACACAGGGAGAAAAGAGAAAGCUCACAAGGGGGGAGUAUUAUUGGACAUCUCACAAAUAUUACACAGCAUACUAGGUCCCUUAGCGUCGCAAUGAAAUCUAAAUAAUAAACAUUCAAACCGCUUAUAAUACAAGUUCUCAACUGGUCAAUGAGGGAACAUGAGAAUAUCGAGUAUCAAUUACCUUCAAUAAGUACAACUGGAACCAUAUGCCCUUUGCCUGUUUGUGUGUUUUCUGUGUGUGCGUAUGUAAGAGAGAGAGAGAGAGAGAGAGAGAGAGAGUGUCUGUGUGUGUGAGUGAGACAAGCAAAGUCUAUCAGCUCUUAAACCCGCCUGGGCUUACAAACUAAAGUCUUUCUCUUUAGACCUUAAUUUCUUCUUCCAUUUUGAAAGAAUUUCUGGCAUAAAAACUAAUUGUGGGGGUUAAUUGUAUAUAUUGUUUCUAAAUAUUAUAGAUGUAUUUUAGAAUUAUGAAAAAAAUGAAAAUCAAAGGUUUUGUUGUUUGUAUAAAUAUAUAAAUAGAUAUGCAGUAUAUUUUUGAAAAGCGAAUCGGGAACUAACCACCAUGGCCCCAUAGUGUCUCACUGUCAUGACUGUGUUGUACUUAUCAAUUGCUUUGCUGUAUGCGUCUGUUGAGAGGAUUCACGCUAUGUGUGUGUUCUUUUCAUUGAUCAAUCAUUGAUUUCUUUAAUUUAUUUAACUUACUAUAGUUAUACUGUAUUUUCUUUCUUGCGGUCAUGAUGUCCACAUGUACCAUUCCAACUAUUUUUAAUUAUGCCUUCAAAUGCAUAUGCUAAUAAUAAUAAUUAAAGCUGUCUACACAAAUAGACCCCAUACAGCAGUGUUCUACAUCUUUCAUAUUUCCCUUGUGGCAUGAGAUGAUUGUAAUAGUAUUACUAUGACAAU